This is a messenger RNA of Striga hermonthica, 738 nucleotides long. Lineage: Eukaryota; Viridiplantae; Streptophyta; Magnoliopsida; Lamiales; Orobanchaceae. The record is from the annotation of a GenBank genome assembly.
GCUCACGAUCAGUUUAUUCAUGCUAUCGAGGCCAAGCUUCACGUCGGAGGAGUCGAGGGUUUUUCCCGAGGCGUAGAUGGCGCCUUGGAGUUUCGCGGCAGGAUUGUGGUGCCAAAAGUCGAAGCGUCGAGGAAGGAAAUUUUAACUGAGGCUCAUACCGUACCAUAUCUAGCCCAUCCAGGAAGCACAAAGAUGUAUCAUGACCUGAAAAGGUCGUCUUGGUGGCGAGGAUUAAAGAAAGACGUAGCCGACUUUGUGAGAAGAUGUUUAACCUGUCAACAAGUUAAAGCCGAGCACAAGAGUCCCAUAGGCCUUCUACGACCACUGUCGAUUCCGAAGUGGAAGUGGGAGGAGGUUACGAUAGAUUUUGUCACGGGAUUACCGAGGUCGUCUGAACAUCACGACGCUAUUUGGGUCGUGGUCGACAGAUUGACUAAGGAUGCUCAUUUCUUGCCAGUAUCGAUGAAUAUGUCUUUGGACAAGUUAGCUGAGAUUUAUACCCGUGGGAUCGUUCGACUCCACGGAGUGCAUGUUACUAUCAUGUCAGACAGAGAUCCCAGAUUCACUAGUAGAUUCUGGCAGAGUUUGCACGAGGCGAUGGGCACGAAGUUAGCAUUUAGUUCAGCCUACCAUCCAGAGACUGACGGACAGACAGAGCGGACUAUUCAGACAUUAGAGGAUAUGUUGCGAGCUUUGGUUGUUGACAGGGGUGCUAAGUGGGAGUCGUUAUUGUCGUAC